AUGGCGAUCAAGUCUCUAGUUCUUCUUGGUGUCGUACUAGCCUCGCUCCUGCUUCUCUCCGAGGAUGUAGCGGGUGCUAGAGAGCUUACAGAUGCUAAAGAAUCCAAGGAGAAGAAUGUGAAACCUGCAGGAGGGUCGGGCCUGCCUAAGGAAGAGAAGUGGGGAGGUGGAAACAAGCAUGAUGGAGGAUACAGAGACGGUGAAGGGUAUGGAAACGGUGGAGGGUAUGGCGCUGGUGGAUACGGUAAUGGUGGGGGAUAUGGAAACGGUGGCGGAGGUUAUGGCUAUGGAGGUUAUGGAAACAAUGGUGGUGGGUAUGGUGGAGGAUACGGCAAUUCUGGGCACGGUGGCGGUUAUGGGCGUGGUUACGGCGGUGGAGGCUAUGGACCCGGAUAUGGUGGCGGGUAUGGCAAUGGCGAUGGAAAUGGUGGAUUUGGCAGCGGCUUUGGUGGGGGAUAUGGUGGUGGCGGCGGAUAUGGUGGAGGUGGAGGAUACGGUGGUGGUGGCGGAUAUGGUGGAGCUGGAGGAUACGGUGGCGGUGGCGGUGGAGGUUACGGUGGAGGAUAUGGUGGCGGUGGCUAUCCUUGA
Messenger RNA from Triticum turgidum subsp. durum (durum wheat), 588 nucleotides. The record is from the annotation of a GenBank genome assembly. Lineage: Eukaryota; Viridiplantae; Streptophyta; Magnoliopsida; Poales; Poaceae.